AUGCCGAUAUUUAUCAGCGUUACGCUAUUUGUUGUUCUGUUACCGCCCAGUUUGGUGCAAUGGAAAACUAAUCAGCGACAGCAGAGAACUAGAAAUCAUGUUCUUUCAAAAGCAUUUGUUGUCUUUCGUAAUGCACUACUCAUAAGAUUGCUGAAAAUUCGUCGACAGCUCACGACCGCUUUCGCCCUUAUUGGGGCUCAUCAGCUGCCUCAUAUUUCAGUUGCUACGAUAUCUGAGAUAUCGCAGUACAUUUUCAUGAAGGAAACUACUCAAAAGGCUGCUGAAAACUCUUCGACAGCCCACGACGGUUUCGCCCUUCUUGGAGCUCAUCAGUUAGGCACAGUCCAGAGUUCCCGCCAAACUUAUGUUAUACUUGAACCCAAAUUAAACUGGUUUCCUUUAUGA
Opisthorchis viverrini is the source of this 405-nucleotide messenger RNA. RefSeq lists its product as hypothetical. The record is from RefSeq and is a predicted model, not a curated record. The transcript has 2 exons. Bases 1 to 405 code for a protein of 134 amino acids. NCBI's taxonomy places the organism in Eukaryota, Metazoa, Platyhelminthes, Trematoda, Opisthorchiida, Opisthorchiidae.